Glycine soja is the source of this 1056-nucleotide messenger RNA. RefSeq names its product protein canopy-1. The record is from RefSeq and is a predicted model, not a curated record. The coding region runs from base 87 to 662 and encodes 191 amino acids. Lineage: Eukaryota; Viridiplantae; Streptophyta; Magnoliopsida; Fabales; Fabaceae. The transcript is spliced from 9 exons.
GAGAAGUCUACAGAGAGAGGGUGUUUACCUGCAAAGGCUAUCUAGUAGUAAUUACUAACUAGCGAAACAGGAACUGAGGGAAGACGAUGUCGAUGUCGAUGUCAAUGUUGUAUAUGUGUCUCUUCACACUCACACUCGUCGUCGGAAUGUUAUCUAUGCUAUCUGAUGCCGUUGAUGACAAAUGUGCCGCCUGCAAAGCCGUCGCGGAGGAGCUAGAGAUUGGGCUUUCCACUGAGAGGCCACGAAAUCACUUGGAUAUGCGCCAUCGCUUAGACUCCAAAGGCCAGCGUGAAGGAAAGCUAAUCGAUUACAGAGUUAGCGAACUAAGAGUCGUUGAACUUCUUGAUGGCCUUUGCGAAAAGAUGCAAGAUUAUACACUCAAGAUAGAUACAAAUACCUAUGAAUGGUUCAAAGUGGAUAGCUGGGAUAACCUCACAACAAAUAAGCAAGAAGCUCGGGCAUAUUCAAAAGAUAUAUCUUCUUAUUGUGGAAGGUUACUUGAAGAAACAGAGGAUGAGUUUGCUGAAUUGAUCAAAAAAGGAUCUGUUAAAGUGGGAGGUGUGAGCAAAGUUCUUUGUCAAGAUUUGAGCAAGCAUUGCAGUCAAAUGAGUGUAUCAUAUGCCGCAGAGGUUGAUGACGAUGGACAUGAUGGAGAGCUCUAAAACCAUGGAUGUUAGGGUGGCUGAAAAUAUCAGCUUUUUGGGCAAUUAACUAUUGACAGAAUGGAUCCCAAAAUUGAUAGUAAUUAUUAAGGGUUGUGCCCAGCGCUCAAAAAUCUUGUUUUGCUUUGUAUUUUAUAAAUACUUAGUUUUUCCUAGUAAUUCAGAGAGAUAUUACGCGUCUACUGUUAAAUAAUAGAUACAUAGACAAGAUACCUCACCAGUGGACAAUUCAUCUAUGGGUUCUUUAACUUGUGUUUUAGUGGACCUUACGCUAUAUAGAACAUAAUGUUAGAACCUUCCAAUCUUAAAAUAACUCCUACAAUGGACUCCACAUCUUACAUUGUUUUUUCUUUUUUGCUGGUUCUGUAAUGCAAAAUAAUAUUUUAAUGUUAUA